Colossoma macropomum (tambaqui) is the source of this 842-nucleotide messenger RNA. RefSeq names its product tumor necrosis factor receptor superfamily member 13B. The record is from RefSeq and is a predicted model, not a curated record. Gene Ontology annotation, cellular component: plasma membrane. Lineage: Eukaryota; Metazoa; Chordata; Actinopteri; Characiformes; Serrasalmidae. The transcript has 4 exons. The coding region runs from base 99 to 842 and encodes 247 amino acids.
UUGAGCCACACUGUGAGAGUGUGAGUUUCGCACUGUGCAGUAAGUGUAAUAUACGUGUUCAGGUGUUUUGGUGUUUGGUGAUUGGACAGUGAGGAGUGAUGGCGCGGUCCUGUACCAGCGGACGCUACUGGGACGGCCUGGUCAAACAGUGCAUGUCCUGUCAAAUGAUGUGUGACAAACCAGAACCUCAUGCUCGCUGUACGGACUUCUGUGUGGCCUAUGGCUGUAAGGCUGUAUCUGGCCAGUUCUAUGACCAGCUGCUGAAGAAGUGCUUGAAAUGUUCGGAGCUGUGUGGCCACCACCCGUCAGAGUGCUCGCGAGAGUGCCCAACGACCACCAGGCCUACAGGAGUCUCUGCACUGCAGCCGCUGAACACUAGAGGGAGCCACGAGAUCAGAGGCGCGAUCUACUCAGAGGCGCUGGUGUACUCUCUGCUGGGCCUGUGCCUCGCCAUGCUGCUCAGCACCAUGAUCGUGGCCCUGCUGGUGCUGCUGAAGAGGGCCCAAGUGCAGAAGGAGCGCGGAGAGAAGAAGCCGCAGCAGCCGGACGGACACAGGCAGACCUCCAAAGACUGUCUGAUGGCAGAGGCCGUCACUCAGGAGGCCAAUGGGGUGGUCCCAGACAGACCCCGGGCUACAGAAACCUGUGUGCACUGCUUCGCCGAGCAGACGGAGGCGCUGCACGCGCUCUACCAGCAGGCCGUCCCGCAGUGCCUAAACGGAGACCCCCAGCGCCGCCACCACUACACCAACGGCGUGGCUCACGGUCACGCCAGCAGGACCAUGUGUGAGCGGGACGACGCUCUGAGGAUCAUCUGCUCACCCACCCAGACCAGCAUCUGA